Molecule: messenger RNA, 3559 nt
Organism: Ostrinia furnacalis (Asian corn borer)
Lineage: Eukaryota; Metazoa; Arthropoda; Insecta; Lepidoptera; Crambidae
Gene: yki
Product: Transcriptional coactivator yki
Exons: 6
Coding region: 141-1493 (450 amino acids)
Biological process (GO): positive regulation of transcription by RNA polymerase II; hippo signaling
Cellular component (GO): cytoplasm; nucleus
Molecular function (GO): transcription coactivator activity; protein binding
Source: RefSeq, a predicted model, not a curated record
GCGUGCGUCAGUCGGCAGUCGCGCACCGAGCGCCAUACUGCGAGAACGUCGGGUGGCGACGCGCCCGCCCGUCGCGUGCUAGUGUUGUGUCACUGCGGUGGGCCAGGUCGGUUUCGAGAUUUCUUCGUUCCGACGCAACCAUGGCUCUCAACUCGGACGGUGAACAGAAAUCGAACCUGGUCCUCCGGGUGGACCAGGAUUCGGACUCGGUUCUGCAGUCGUUGUUCGACACUGUGCUCAAGCCGGACUCGAAACGGCCGCUACAGGUGCCUCUUCGUAUGCGACAGCUUCCAAAGUCGUUCUUUAACCCGCCGUCGACCGGUUCCAAGUCGCCAUCUGUGUCUCACUCGCGAGAAAACUCGGCUGACUCGGCGUUCGGAUCGUCGUCCGCGACUGGCGCCGCUCCGGUGUCGCACUCUCGGGCGCACUCCUCGCCGGCCAGUUUGCAACAGACGUACGCCGCGGGUCAGCAAAAUCAACCACAGCCACUUCAUCACCAACACGCGAAACACAGAUCGUAUGAUGUCGGAUCACAUCUUCAAGACGAUUUGGGCCCACUUCCAGCUGGUUGGGAGCAAGCGAGAACUCCGGAGGGUCAGAUUUAUUAUCUCAAUCACAUAACAAAGACGACGACGUGGGACGACCCGCGCAAGACGUUGGCGGCACAGUCGGUGGCCAGCAGCGUGCAGCACCAGAGCGCAGAGACGCUGCUGCCGCAGCCCGCCAGCGCGCCCGCCAUCACACCCGCAGCCACCCCAGCAGCGAAGAGUACAAGUAGUAACACGACGACAGAUCCACUAGGGCCGCUACCAGAAGGUUGGGAGCAGGCGACGACACCAGAAGGUGAAACCUAUUUUAUAAACCAUGCCGCCCGAACAACGUCUUGGUUCGACCCUAGAAUACCACAACACUUACAACGCACACCGGCGGCGAACGCCGGCGCGGCGGGCGGCGGCUGGGCCAACGCCUCGCUCCAGGCCUGCCAGCAGAAAAUACGCCUCCAGUCGCUUCAGCUCGAGCGAGAUCGUCUCAAGCAGCGCCAGCAGGAGAUCCGACUCCAGCAAGAGCUGAUGGCGCGGCAGUCGUCGUCGAUCAUGUCUUCGCUAGCCAGUAGCGCGGGCGCGGCGGCGAGUACGGAUCUGUCGCUGGACCCGUUCCUGUCGGGGCUGUCGGAGCACCAGCGGCAGGAGUCGGCCGACAGUGGGCUGGGCAUGGCGGUGCCGCGCGUGGGCGAGGGAGACGGGCUGUUCUCCAUCCCGCACACGCCCGAAGACUUCCUGGCGGGCAUGGACGACCGCAUGGACUGCAGCAGCGAGGCCGGCGCCAACAUGGACUCCGCCGACAUGGCCAUCGGCGACAACCUCGACUCUACAGACGACCUGGUACCUUCUUUGCAGCUGAACGAGUUUACAAACGACAUUCUGCUGGACGACGUGCAGUCGCUGAUCAACUCGACCCCGAGCAAGCCGGACAACGUGCUGACCUGGCUGUAGGCCUUACAAACAUUCAAAUUAGAUCAUAUCGUUAAUUUAGCGUACUUACCGCUUCACACGUCCACCGCCACGAAUGUCGGUGACCGGUAAAGGUGUACAUUUCACUAAAAUGACAAUAGUGCAACGUGUGUCUGAACUGACGUGAUUUUUAUGUCUGACGAGUGACUGUAGAGGUAUCGGCACCGUUACGACGGCCUCGUGUCUAGCACCACUUAUUAUUCAGAAUUCGUUUUGUCCUCUCUGCAUUUAUUCGAAUGAGACACAAACACGGAAUUCUGGGUGAUGAGUGUCAUUUUCCAUUCUGAUAUUUAACCGUGUGUCCGAAACUGAAGUAUCUUUUGUUCUAAUUCGUGGAGAUGUAUUUACACUGUAUCAUUUAAACGGGCAUUGAGUUUUACGGCAGACGGUGAUGUAAUGUAUCCAAAAAGUUUACAUUGUCUAGAAUUAGAAGCCUUUUGUAUGAUUUGCGCUGCGUGCCAGCGAGGAAUGACAGGCCCGCGUAGGGCGUGACCGCGGCUCGCGCGAGUCGGACGGCCCGGCCGGCCCGUUGCAACCUUUCUUUCAUAACCGAAAGAAGCUGUGUUGCAACACUAAUUCAAUUCAUAAGUUAGGUUUCCCAUAUUCUUUCUCCCUAAGACUAUCGGAAAUCCUAUUAUUUCAUGCGUAUUUAAACUAGACAUAAUGUUGGCUGAAUAUAAAUACUAAUUAAUGUAUUAUCAAUAAAUUUAAGAUUGUGAUAACAUCUUGACAUAACAGUGCCUUAUUGUGCCUUUAUAAAAAUUAUUUAUUGUGUUUUGUAAUUUAGAUAAAUGUUAAAAUAUUUCUACACUACUAUUGUCGAACAUUUGAUAUAUUAAUUUGAUAUAACUGUAAAACUACUUAUGUAAACUUGUAGUUAUGUGUUUGUCGACUUACACCGUCCUUGUGUAUUUUUGGAGAUUAUGAUAGAUGUUAAGUUUUAUCGUUAAUCGUGAAGUAGUUAAUUAUGUUGGCAACUAUUACUGUGGUUAUUGUAAUGUUAAAUGAUUGGCCGAAGUGAGCCGCGCCCGCUGCGCAAGAGCGCGGGAGCGGCGCGAGACACUUCGCCGCGAUGUGACAUGACUUAGAUGAUUCUAACGAAGCUUCGGAAAGUCAAUAAGUAGGUAAAUUUUUGAUUAUUUUUUGGUAUGUUUAGGGGUUGCGCGGGAGACGUGUCGACUGUAGGGUGCGGACGGCGACGGGUAGGCCUGUGCAAUAUGGAUCCGACGUCCAAUUUGGUGCCAACUUAGAUAGGAUCAAAUAUAUUUUCAUUAUUUACCGUCGCCUAGAAUACUUCCUUUAUCUUAUCGACUCAAUGAAUCCAUCAUCCGUAUCUUGACAAACGUCAGAUCUUCUCAAAAUUACUUUUUAGCCCACCUAGUCUUUAGAUUUCGUUAUUAUGAGUGUGAUGAUUCAGCUAGCUUGAUUAUACAAUUCGAAAUUAGGCCUUAUGAAAUGCUACAUAGAAAACUUUGCCAUAUUAGUAAAAUACUUUAUUCUUAUAAGACUUAAUGUAAUCUUCAGUUAUGAUAUAGAUAGCAAGUGUAAGCAUCUGUGUAACUACUGUAAUUAGAGGUAACGGUGCUGGGUUGAUGAUACAUUUUAUUUUGUAUUCUGUAGAUCCAUUUGUUGUACUUUAUAUUGUAUCGUGUAAUUCUUUGUACUCCGUAAGUGGAAGCUUCUCAUAUUGUUCGGGUUAUUAUUCUCUCGCUCCCUUCCCCCUGUGUCCGAAGCUCGGUGGAGCGAAGGAGCCACCGACGCCCGCUACUCGUGGCCGGCGACGCCGAUGUCGCGCCACUACAGUCUGUCCGUCGCUGCGGCGACACUCGAGAAACAUUCCAGUCGCUUACAGUCGCCGGCGCGCGCGCCGCGCCUCGCUUACGAAGAAUAAUAUUCGGAACAAUAUAUCAAGUGUAAAAUAUCGUUUAUUUCUUAAGUAUAGCCUUUAUAUUACAAACAUAUCUUUCAGUCUGAUAGCAGAUGCAAGUUUUCUCUGUAGUGUAAUGUAUUACGUGUAUCAAUGUCAUAACAAUGAAAUUCAUAAAAAU